AUGGGUGCCCUCAAGUAUGUCGAAGAGCUCCAGAAGAAGAAGCAGUCCGACCUGGUCCGCUUCCUUCUCCGCGUGCGCUGCUGGGAAUACCGUCAAUUGAACGUUAUCCACCGCGCCUCCCGCCCUUCGCGCCCCGACAAGGCCCGCCGUCUCGGCUACAAGGCCAAGCAGGGCUACGUUAUCUACCGCGUGCGUGUCCGCCGUGGUGGCCGCAAGCGCCCUGCCCCCAAGGGUGCCACCUAUGGCAAGCCCACCAACCAGGGUAUCAACCAGCUCAAGUACCAGCGCUCCCUCAAGGCCACCGCCGAGGAGCGUGUCGGCCGCCGCUGCGCCAACUUGCGCGUCCUCAACUCGUACUGGAUCAACCAGGACUCCACCUACAAGUACUACGAGGUCAUCCUGGUCGACCCCAGCCACAAGGCCAUCCGCAUCGACCCCCGCAUCAACUGGAUCGUCAACCCCGUCCACAAGCACCGCGAGGCCCGUGGCCUCACUGCCACCGGCAAGCGCUCCCGCGGCCUCAACAAGGGCCACCGCUACAACAAGACCACCGCCGGCCGCAGAAAGACCUGGAAGAGACACAACACCCUGUCCCUGUGGCGCUACAGGUAA
This is a messenger RNA of Trichoderma breve, 612 nucleotides long. Its product is annotated as ribosomal l15 domain-containing protein. The record is from RefSeq and is a predicted model, not a curated record. Gene Ontology annotation, cellular component: ribosome; cytosolic large ribosomal subunit. The transcript is spliced from 3 exons. Bases 1 to 612 code for a protein of 203 amino acids. Gene Ontology annotation, biological process: cytoplasmic translation. Gene Ontology annotation, molecular function: RNA binding; structural constituent of ribosome. NCBI's taxonomy places the organism in Eukaryota, Fungi, Ascomycota, Sordariomycetes, Hypocreales, Hypocreaceae.